Messenger RNA from Myotis daubentonii (Daubenton's bat), 4945 nucleotides. It is a transcript of the gene ROR2, whose product is annotated as receptor tyrosine kinase like orphan receptor 2. Gene Ontology annotation, biological process: multicellular organism development; cell surface receptor protein tyrosine kinase signaling pathway; positive regulation of kinase activity. The record is from RefSeq and is a predicted model, not a curated record. The transcript has 10 exons. Lineage: Eukaryota; Metazoa; Chordata; Mammalia; Chiroptera; Vespertilionidae. Gene Ontology annotation, cellular component: signaling receptor complex; plasma membrane. Bases 885 to 3692 code for a protein of 935 amino acids. Gene Ontology annotation, molecular function: transmembrane receptor protein tyrosine kinase activity; Wnt-protein binding; ATP binding.
CCGGCGCUGCCGCUGCUGUGCGCCCCGGCCGUCUGGGCGGCCACCGCGCUCCUGCUCCUCGCGCCCCGGACCGCAGGAAAGAUACGUUAGCGCUCUAACUGCCGGUACUUCAGAAUGUGACCUUACUUGGAGAGGUCUUUACACGUUAAGACGAGGUCCCUGGGGACCCUGAUCUAGUUUGACUGUGUCCUCACAGAAAGGGGGAAAUGGGCACAGGGCCUGGCACGCACCGAGGGCAGACGAUGUGAGGCCACAGAAGGCCGCCUGCAAGCAAGGAGGGAGGUCUCAGGAGACACCAGCCCUGCCCCUGAUCUCCGACCUCCAGCUUCAGAACCCGGGCGUGAAGUGGCCGUCGUUUAAGCUGUCGUGGCUGUGGUGCUUUGUGAAGGCAGCCCUAGCUGACUCAUACUUACAGGUCUACACUUACAUGCAUGCUAAUCAGGUAUUCUUUUUCUUUUUUUAAAAGGUCAGAGCAAGGCAACUUUAUUGACUCAUUUUGUAAUGAAAGCAACAAUGAAAAACACACUCAGAGCAGUAAGGCAUUUCUCAAGCAGGGAAAAGUGAGGCUCCUUUCAUAGCCUUUGCUAAAAUGAGCAGUCUGAAAAGGGUAGAACGACAGAGAAGGUUAAAGACACUGUUGAGCUCAUUUCUAAGACAUCUGUAGGAAAAAGACAACCUUACUGGACUCUGAAAAGGAGACUUUCGCAGCAGAGACCUCUCCUUCAUUGAAAUGAGGUCUCACAUCAAGGAUUAUCUUGGUAACAAUGACUAGUUGACAUUUCCGGGAUGCCAGCUGUGGAAACGGCUUUUGUGGCUGGUUGAAGAGGCAGAUUCCAUAAGCGGUGGGAAGUCACCUCUAAUUAUAUCAGGCUUGAGCCUUGACCAUGGACUUGAUUGGUGAACGGUUCACAGCAGGACCUCUACAAGCUACAAGCGCUGUUGGCAACUUGAUCUUCACUGGGGAUUCGGAGGUGCCUGACCCCAACGACCCUUCCGGCCAACUGGAUGGACACGGCAGCCCUGUUCCCACGCCGAAAGGUUACUUUCUGAACUUCCUGGAGCCGGUGAACAACAUCACCAUCGUCCAGGGCCAGACGGCGACUCUGCACUGCAAGGUGGCCGGCCACCCGCCGCCCAGCCUGCGGUGGCUGAAGAACGACGCCCCGGUGGUGCAGGAGCCGCGGCGCGUCAUCAUCCGCAAGACGGAGUACGGCUCUCGGCUCCGCAUCCAGGACCUGGACACGACAGACACCGGCUACUACCAGUGCGUGGCCACCAAUGGGAUGAAGACCAUCACUGCCACCGGCGUCCUGUUCGUGCGGCUCGGUCCCACACACAGCCCAAACCAUAAUUUUCAAGACGACGACCACGAGGACGGGUUCUGCCAGCCGUACCGGGGCAUCGCCUGCGCGCGCUUCAUCGGGAACCGGACCAUCUAUGUGGACUCGCUGCAGAUGCAGGGGGAGAUCGAGAACCGGAUCACAGCCGCCUUCACCAUGAUCGGCACCUCCACGCACCUGUCGGACCAGUGCUCCCAGUUUGCCAUUCCGUCCUUCUGCCACUUUGUGUUCCCGCUGUGCGACGCGCGGUCACGGGCGCCCAAGCCGCGCGAGCUGUGCCGCGACGAGUGCGAGGUGCUGGAGAGCGACCUGUGCCGCCAGGAGUACACCAUCGCGCGCUCCAACCCGCUCAUCCUCAUGCGGCUGCAGCUGCCCAAGUGCGAGGCGCUGCCCAUGCCCGACAGCCCCGCCGCCGCCGACUGCAUGCGCAUCGGCAUCCCAGCCGAGCGGCUGGGCCGCUACCAUCAGUGCUACAACGGCUCGGGCACGGACUACCGAGGGACGGCGAGCACCACCAAGUCAGGGCACCAGUGCCAGCCGUGGGCUCUGCAGCACCCCCACAGCCACCACCUGAGCAGUGCGGACUUCCCGGAGCUCGGCGGGGGGCACGCCUACUGCCGGAACCCCGGAGGGCAGAUGGAAGGCCCCUGGUGCUUCACGAAGAAUAAGAACGUGCCCAUGGAGCUGUGCGACGUGCCCCCCUGCAGCCCCCAGGACGGCAGCAGGAUGGGCAUCCUGUACAUCCUGGUGCCCAGCAUCGCCAUCCCCCUGGUGGUCGCCUGCCUCUUCUUCCUGGUCUGCAUGUGCCGCAACAAGCAGAAGGCGUCGGCCGCUGCGCCCCCGCGCCGGCAGCUGAUGGCGUCGCCCAGCCAGGAUGUGGAGCUGCCCCUCAUGGGCCCGCACAAGCAGGCCAAGCUCAAGGAGAUCAGCCUGUCCUCCGUGAGGUUCAUGGAGGAGCUCGGGGAGGACCGCUUCGGGAAGGCGUACCGAGGCCGCCUGCUGGGCCCCGCGCCGGGGGAGCCCGCCCAGGCCGUGGCCAUCAAAACGCUGAAGGACAAGGCGGAGGGGCCGCUGCGGGAGGAGUUCCGGCACGAGGCCUUGCUGCGUGCGCGCCUGCAGCACCCCAACCUCGUCUGCCUGCUGGGCGUGGUGACCCAGGGCCAGCCGCUCAGCAUGGUCUUCAGCUACUGCCCGCAGGGCGACCUCCACGAGUUCCUGGUCAUGCGCUCGCCGCACUCCGACGUGGGCAGCACGGACGACGACCGCACGGUGAAGUCGGCCCUGGAGCCGCCCGACUUCGUGCACGUGGUGGCGCAGAUCGCGGCCGGCAUGGAGUACCUGUCCAGCCACCACGUGGUGCACAAGGACCUGGCCACCCGCAACGUGCUCGUGGACGACAAGCUGAGCGUGAAGAUCUCGGACCUGGGGCUGUUCCGCGAGGUGUACUCGGCCGACUACUACCAGCUGCUGGGCAGCGCGCUGCUGCCGGUGCGCUGGAUGUCGCCCGAGGCCAUCCUGUACGGCAAGUUCUCCGUGGACUCGGACAUCUGGGCCUACGGUGUGGUCCUGUGGGAGGUGUUCAGCUACGGCCUGCAGCCCUACUGCGGGCACUCCAACCAGGACGUGGUGGAGCUGGUGCGCGGCCGGCAGCUGCUGCCCUGCCCCGACGACUGCCCCGCCUGGGUGUACGCCCUGAUGGUUGAGUGCUGGAGCGAGUUCCCUGGCCGGCGGCCGCGCUUCAAGGACAUCCACAGCCGGCUCCGCGCCUGGGGCGGCCUGUCCGCCUACACCAGCUCCGCGCAGACCUCGGGCGCCAGCAACGCCACGCAGACCAGCUCGCUGAGCACUAGCCCCGUCAGCGUCAGCAACGCCCGCUACGGGGUCCCCAAGCCCAAGGCUCCGCCCUUCCCGCAGCCGCAGUUCAUCCCCGUGAAGGGCCCCAUCCGGCCCCUGGGACCCCCUCCGCAGCUCUACAUCCCCGUCAAUGGCUACCAGCCCGUGCCGGCCUACGGGGCCUACCUGCCCAACUUCUACCCCGUCCAGAUCCCCCUGCAGAUGGCCCCGCAGCAGGUGCCUGCCCAAAUGGUGCCCAAGCCCGGCUCGCACCACAGCGGCAGCGGCUCCACCAGCACCGGGUAUGUGACCACCGCGCCUUCCAACACGUCGGUGGCCGAGCGCGCGGCGCUGCUGGCAGAGGGCGCGGAGGACGCGCGGGACGGCCCUGAGGACGGCGCCCAGAGCCCCGUGCCCGAGGCCGCGGAGGAGGAGGACGGCUCCGUCCCGGAGACCGAGCUGCUGGGGGACAGUGACCCUCUGCAGGUGGAGGAGGCCGAGGCCCAGCUGGAAGCCUGAGGGUCAGGACUGCGGGGCUCGCUCGUGGGAAACUUCAGCCACUCGAGAAGUGAGCCCCCAGCGCCCCGCCCGGGCUGGUUGGCGCCCCGCCAGGUGAAGUCACUCCGCCGCGCGCUCCGCCCAGAGCUGCGCUGUGGCCAUCCUUGGGCUUUGAGCCUGUGGCGCCGGGCGAACGGUGACGCCAGGUCGUCUGCAUUUCCCCGAGGAGGGGUCGCGGGCAUUGCCCGUGCUUUGAAGGGAAUGGGUGGCGCCUGCCCACCUUGUUGCAUGUGGAUCCAAUGUUGCAAAACUUCGCGACAGGCCUGGCCAGGCAGCCGGCUGGUGGCGGAUGGAGGAGCUGCUUUCUCGCCGCUGCCCGCCAGCUUUAGCCCCUUCAGCCCCCAGAGUGGCGGGAACAGGGCGCUGCCCCCCCGCCAGGCCUGGUGAGCAAGGCUUCUGGAACCGGAGUCCCAUUUUAAAACACAACGUGCCUUAAAAAAACCAACGCGAUGUUGUAUUUUGUGAAGUGGUUUUAGUUGCCUUGUGUGUGUGUGUGCGCGCCCGCUGUCCUGGCUUUCCGGGGAAGUGGUGCCGGCCCGGAGGAAGCCAUGUUGUGAGAGCACCGUGCUGUUUGUGUCCUCGGGACCCUGUACAGACCUUCAGUGUGAUUUAUGUGGGUUUUGCAGGCUAUUUUCAUUGCAGUAUUUUGACCGUAAAAUGAGUUAGUAAUAGAACUGUUUACCUGGCCCACCUGGGAUGCCACCUGAUUGUACUUGGCUGCUGUCUGUAGCGAUGUGAGAGGUCCGUUCAUUUCAGAGCUCCUGUGAGAAGGCCUGCAGGCACCGCGGACUGGCACAGCUGGUGUAGCCAGGCCAGCAGGCACCGCGGACUGGCACAGCUGGUGUAGCCAGGCCAGCAGGCACCGCGGACUGGCACAGCUGGUGUAGCCAGGCCAGCAGGCACCGCGGACUGGCACAGCUGGUGUAGCCAGGCCUGCAGGCACUGCGGACUGGCACAGCUGGUGUAGCCAGGCCAGCAGGCACCGCGGGCUGGCACAGCGCCGCCUGUGACUCCACACCGGUGUAGCCAGUGAAGGACAGCCAUGCUUCCGGCCCUGCAGGCUGUGAGGAUGUCAGGCAGCUGGUAGUGCUGGGAGGGGGAUGCCCACCAGUGGCAACGUGGGCUGAGCCCUUUGCAGCCUCGGGGGGCUAGUCUGCAACCUCGAAUUCAUGUGAAUGUGGACGUAUGUUGGUAAAUAAAUGAUGGAAACAAGU